This is a messenger RNA of Ogataea philodendri, 372 nucleotides long. RefSeq lists its product as uncharacterized. Gene Ontology annotation, cellular component: cytosol. The record is from RefSeq and is a predicted model, not a curated record. The coding region runs from base 1 to 372 and encodes 123 amino acids. Gene Ontology annotation, molecular function: deaminase activity. NCBI's taxonomy places the organism in Eukaryota, Fungi, Ascomycota, Pichiomycetes, Pichiales, Pichiaceae. The transcript has a single exon.
AUGCAAAAAGUUACCUGGGAAGAAGUUGGUGCCGCCGGCAAUGAAUUGUUGUCUCCUGCCUACAAGAGCAAUGGCCAUGUGUUCACUUCAGGAAGUGUUGGCUUUGCUCCAGACGGAACCAUCUCCGAGGACGUGAGCGUCCAGACCAAGUACGCCAUCGAGGCUCUCGAGAACGUGCUCAAGAAGUCUGGAUCUUCUUUGGACAAGGUCCUCAAGGUGCUGCUGUUCAUCUCCAACAGAGAAGAUGCUGCUGCCGUCAACGCUGUCUACAAACAGUACUUCAAGACCCAGCCAGGUAGAUCCUGUGUGAUUGUCCAGUUUCCCGAUGCUAGAAUCAAGGUUGAGCUGGAGUGUGUUGCUGUGUACGAGUAG